AUGCCCAUACUCAAGAGCAAGAACAAAGGCAAAGCUCGUGUAUCUUCUCUAUCAGAAUCAUCAGAACCAUCCGAAACCUCUCCUCUUCUCGGUCAACCCUCUCUCUCAACCCAUGAUCCCAUCACUCAUUCCUCCCAUACAUUCAGACUCAUCCUUAACACACUCGCCGUUAUCUUUCUCUCCCUCUUACUCUCAUUCAUCCUCUUCAUCGUCUUACUCGGAGCUUCAUUCCGUCCUUCCAAAAAUGAACUCUCUUCCCUUCCUCAUACCGCUUUCACCUAUUCCUCCCCGGAAACCAUCCAAGUGCUCAAUAUCACCGAAUCUGGUGUUCUUGUGAACAUCACAGUCCGAUGUGGCAUAGACGCCGAUAAAGCCUUGGGGAUCAUUUCAUCCUCCGAUUUAGAAUCAAAGAUCGAAGCUAGGGAGAGAGGUGAUAAAGGUGGUGGAGCUGAUUGGUGGGAAGAUUUAAGAAGAUGGACGGCACAUAGAUUAUUACAAGAUAUCAAUAUUAUCAAUAUUAAUUCUCCCUCUGACAUACUUCUUCUUUCUAGACAACCUCAUUCACCAGCUCUUUUCAGUAUCUCUCUCCCUAGACCGAUAGAAGUUCCAUUGGUCAUUGGAGUCAAGAAAGAUACACCAAUGAAAGAAUGGACAAAGGAAGUGACUGUUUUAGCUAUAGCUAGACCUAUAGCUUCCACGGGGGAAUUAUGGGAUUAUGUUCAAUCUUCUUGGGAAACAGGUGUGGCUAGAGUGACUAUAGGUGUAGAAAAAGUUCAAGUGGGUUUACCUCAAGAUGGAACAUGGUGGGGUAAGUGGGUCAAGGGAGACAAGGAAGAUUUAGUUUUAGAAGUUGAUAUUCCAAUUCCCCAAAUACCCGGACUCCCAUGGCCUGGGAAACCAUUAAACCUCUCUUCCCUGGUCAAUCUAAAAGAAUACUCUUUAGAUACUUCCCCUUCCGCUUUACAAAUCCAUGGAACAGCUUCCAUACCCAACUUAGUCCCCUCUUUGAACGCUACAAUCCCAUUCAAUCUCCCAUUUUCAAUCUCUCUUCCUCAUCAUAAUUCUUCUUUAGAAACCAUCAUGGCCACUGUUAUCACUUCCCCCAUACAUCUACCAUCGAAUACCAGUGACGAAAUCACUUUACAUAUCUCAGGACUUAUUUCUCCUUUCCUUGCUCCACUUCCUUCUCCAAAUACCACUAUUCCCUCUCCUCUAUCACUAUUCUUACAACGAUACCUACACGGUCUCCCAAAUCCUAUCAUCGUCCGAGGAUUAUCUUCAUUACCCACCAUAACAUCUCAUCCUUCUCCACCCGCUUGGCUCUUGAAUUCCCUGCCUGCUCUCAGAUUACCACUCUCAUUCCCCGGACCUCAACCACCUCCGAAAGUCAUACAAAGCGUUGCUAUAGAAAACAUGCGUUUAUCCGAAUCUGGAGGUAAGAUGAGAGCUUCAGGUACGGUGAUUGCUAUCAUCGAACUUCCACCAGGUAUGGAAAAAGUUCUUUUGGAAGUACAUCAAGUCAAACCUGAUGUUCUUAUCUUCGAUGGACCAGCACCAGAUGAAUUAUCAUCUCCACUCAUAUCUGUGUCCUCCAAAAACAAUCAUAAAGAAGAAGAUUAUCCAGAAGGAGCAUUCGGAUAUAUACAUCCUGAUCAAUAUCUCGACGCCACUUCCGAACAAUCCGAUGGAAAGGUGACAGUUCGAGCUCCGUUGGAUAACGUAGAAUUAGUCAUCCUCCCAGGGAGAGAUAAACAAUUGUCCGAUUUCGUAGGGAAGGUAGUGUUCAAAGGCGGGGCGUUGGCGGGUAUAAAAGGUGAUGCCGCUGUACAAGUUAGGAUGCAUGGGGUAGUUGGGACAGUAAGUCUUGAGAAGUUACCUGUGAAAGGAGAGACGUGGGUUGGGAGACAAAAAGGACGAAGGAGAAAGACGGAAGUUUGA
This is a messenger RNA of Tremella mesenterica DSM 1558, 1938 nucleotides long. RefSeq lists its product as uncharacterized. The transcript is spliced from 3 exons. Bases 1 to 1938 code for a protein of 645 amino acids. NCBI's taxonomy places the organism in Eukaryota, Fungi, Basidiomycota, Tremellomycetes, Tremellales, Tremellaceae. The record is from RefSeq and is a predicted model, not a curated record.